AAAAGAGUUGACCGAAACGUUGUCAAUUUGUUCUAGCGCCAUGGAUCUUGUUCUCCACCUCGCAGAUGACUAUCUCCUCGACAAAGUAUGGGCGCGGCUGCUACCUGUCAACGAUCACCUAGUUCAACCGUCAUAUGCCUCCCUUUCCACUUCUGCAAAUUUCACGUCAAUCAUGCAUCUUCAGCAGUCUGCCUGGCCUCGUGAUUACAUCCCUAGACAAAUUAUUUCUCUCAGUGUAAUCACCCUCUUGGGCAUUCACUUCCUCUAUUUCCUGUUCGCGUGGCUCUCAUACAAAUUCAUUUUCAAUCAUGAGAUGACGCGCCAUCCACGCUUCCUAGAGAACCAGGUCAAACAAGAGAUACAAUGCAGUCUACGAGCCUUUCCCGCAAUGACCCUUCUCACUCUGCCUUGGUUCCAAGCAGAAGUGAUGGGUUACUCAAAACUUUACGAUAAUGUAGAAGAUUACGGUUGGGCUUACUUUGUCCUAUCAGUACCAUUCUUCUUGCUUUUCACCGACUACGGAGUUUACUGGACCCACCGACUAUUGCAUCACCCGAGUAUAUAUAAAACAUUCCAUAAGUCUCACCAUAAGUGGAUAAUUCCGACCCCCUUUGCGUCACAUGCCUUCCACCCCGUAGACGGCUACCUCCAAUCUCUCCCAUAUUACCUCUUCAUAUUUAUAUUCCCUCUUCACCGAUGGUUAUACCUCGGUCUCUACGUUUUGGUCAAUUUCUGGACUAUUCUCAUUCAUGAUUCCGAUAUGGUCACGGGACAUGCCCUCGAAAAGGUGAUAAAUGGACCCGCCCAUCACACACUGCAUCAUCUUUACUUUACGGUCAACUACGGUCAGUACUUUACGUGGGCAGAUCGUGUCGGUGGUUCGUACCGCCAGCCCGAGUCGUCCCUUGAUCCCAUGCUGGAAAUCAAGAAACAGUCAUAAAUGUUGAAUCGUGGAUGUGGGCAAAAGUAAAAUUCCGGAUACUAUGGUGCAUAACUUUAGAUAAGCUCUCAAAUGUUAAUAUACAGCCACUUGGACUUUCCAGCCAGUCCAUCUGGGUUACAUGAUAGCAGUGCAAGAUGUUAAUAAAAUCCUUUGCCAACUACUGAAAAGGGGGCAUUUUUGAUACUAUAGAAUACAUCUAGAUAGCUGAUCUAAUAAGAAACACAUGUUGAAGGGUG
Suillus discolor is the source of this 1179-nucleotide messenger RNA. Its product is annotated as C5-sterol desaturase. Gene Ontology annotation, biological process: lipid biosynthetic process. The transcript has 6 exons. The record is from RefSeq and is a predicted model, not a curated record. Gene Ontology annotation, molecular function: oxidoreductase activity; iron ion binding. The coding region runs from base 41 to 940 and encodes 299 amino acids. NCBI's taxonomy places the organism in Eukaryota, Fungi, Basidiomycota, Agaricomycetes, Boletales, Suillaceae.